Messenger RNA from Daldinia childiae, 1770 nucleotides. Its product is annotated as Phytoene desaturase. The transcript has 2 exons. Gene Ontology annotation, biological process: carotenoid biosynthetic process. Gene Ontology annotation, molecular function: oxidoreductase activity. The coding region runs from base 1 to 1770 and encodes 589 amino acids. NCBI's taxonomy places the organism in Eukaryota, Fungi, Ascomycota, Sordariomycetes, Xylariales, Hypoxylaceae. The record is from RefSeq and is a predicted model, not a curated record.
AUGUCUAAGAUAAGUAGGAAGAAAGCGAUUGUUGUCGGAGCCGGUGCCGGUGGCAUCGCGACAGCAGCCCGGUUAGCGAAAGCCGGGUUUUCUGUAACUGUACUAGAGAAGAACUCGUUCACCGGCGGGAGGUGCAGCCUGAUAUUCCAUGAGGGACAUCGCUUCGACCAGGGACCGUCCCUCUUACUGCUUCCUAAGCUCUUCCAAGAGGCGUUCCGUGACCUAGACACGUCACUCGAGGCCGAGGAUGUAGAGCUACUUCGUUGCCCAACCAACUACAAAGUAUGGUUCGCGGAUGGCGAGAGCUUCGAAUUGUCAACGGACCUCGCGCGCAUGAAGACCCAGAUCGAGCGCUGGGAGGGUAAAGAUGGAUUCUAUAGGUACCUGGACUGGCUGCGCGAGGCUCACCAGCACUACGAGCUUAGUGUUAGUGAGGUGUUGCAUAGGAACUUCACAAGUUUCUGGAAUUUGAUAGUCCCGCACUUUGUGCUCACGGGAUUGAAGCUGCACCCUCUGCAUAGAGUCUGGGGCCGCGCGCGUAAGUACUUCUGGUCCGAGAGGCUAAGGCGCGUCUUCACGUUCGCGACUAUGUAUAUGGGAAUGUCACCCUUUGAUGCCCCAGCCACGUACUCGCUGCUCCAGUAUACAGAACUUGCUGAGGGUAUCUGGUACCCGCGCGGAGGCUUCCAUGCCGUACUAGCGGCUCUUGUGAGGGUUGGCGAGAGGUUGGGAGUUGAGUAUCGACUUAACACGCCUGUCCAGCAAGUCCUUGUGAGUCCUGACGGGAAAACGGCGCGAGGGGUACAAUUGGAAACGGGCGAGGUUCUGGAGGCGGAUAUAGUUGUCGUAAAUGCGGAUCUUGUCUACGCUUACUCGAAUUUAUUCCCACAGACACCAAGCAUGCAGAGCUACGGCAAGUCUUUGAGAAAGAAGGACGGCUCGUGCAGCUCGAUAUCGUUCUAUUGGAGCCUAGACCGGGUCGUCCCGGAACUUCAAACACAUAAUAUCUUCCUCGCGGACGAGUACCGGGAAUCUUUCGACGCCAUCUUUGACCGGCAGUCGUUACCAAAAGAACCAAGCUUUUAUGUCAAUGUACCUAGUCGGAUCGACGCCAGCGCAGCUCCCAAGGAUCGGGACUCGGUAGUUGUGCUCGUCCCCGUCGGUCAUCUACCAGAGUCGAAAGGCUUCGCGGAACCAAAGAGCGCGGGCUUGCCACGAGAUCAGGACUGGGAAGCACUAGUAGACAGAGCGCGGCGGGCCGUCCUAUCGACGGUAUCCGCACGUACGGGAUGCGAGUCUCUUGAUAAGUUCAUCACGCACGAGAUCGUCAAUGACCCAGCCGCGUGGGAAGACAUGUUCAACCUAGACAAGGGAUCGAUCCUAGGUCUAGGCCACGGAUUCUUCAACGUGCUAGCGUUCCGACCUGGUACACGUGCCAAGGGCCUGGCAAAUGCGUACUUCGUAGGUGCCAGCACGCACCCCGGCACUGGAGUCCCGAUCGCGUUGGCCGGCGCUAAGAUCACGGCUGAGCAGAUUCUAGAUGACUUCCGGGUGAGGGUACCGUGGCGUGGAAAUGCGGCCAUGGAUAUGGAUAAGGAUCGGGGUGUUCUACAGAACGAGAAGACGAAUCCACUGGAUAGGAUACAGCCAGGAAGUAUACAGUUCUCGGUAGUACAGAUGGUCUUGUAUUUCUAUGUUAUGGCGUCGAUGGUGUGGAUAUUGUGGUAUUGGUAUCCUAUAAAGGGGGUCUUAACACCAUCGGGUGUAUAA